Messenger RNA from Amblyraja radiata (thorny skate), 1997 nucleotides. It is a transcript of the gene syndig1l, whose product is annotated as synapse differentiation inducing 1-like. The coding region runs from base 253 to 984 and encodes 243 amino acids. Gene Ontology annotation, cellular component: intracellular membrane-bounded organelle; membrane. Lineage: Eukaryota; Metazoa; Chordata; Chondrichthyes; Rajiformes; Rajidae. The transcript has 3 exons. The record is from RefSeq and is a predicted model, not a curated record.
GUGUAAAUGGAGGGGAGGUUGGUUUGUGUACUGGUCUGGGUGUAUUGAAAUUCUCUGAGCAAUAGUAACCGGCGUUGUCUCUUUCAGGUCACGGGCUAGUGAUCAUCUCCACUGCCUGACACCUCCCCGGGGCUCAACCAGUCGUCCCUCGAUCCACUGCAAGGCAAGAUUCGGAGAUUUCUCCAACCCCCCCCGCCCCCCUCCAACCCCCCCUCCCUCCCUCCUCUCUCCAUUGCCCACCCUGCCCCCAGAAUGGAAAGCCUAACAGAGCUGCAGAACCCUCUGCUGGAGAAGUCCCAGCAGGUUGGGGGUGACUACGGUUUACAGGAGGAUUACGACGGGGAACGCCACUACAAGGAGAAACUCCUGAGCUAUUUUGUCAGCAGUAACUCGGGCAAGAACAAGCCCAAAGGCAACUUCACCCGGCAACUGCUCGACGCCAGCUCCCUGCACCUGGCUGUGGAGGCCUUCUACCGGCCCAAUUUUAUUUUGUACAAAGACGAGACGAAAGAGAACGCAAAGGAUUACAGGAACGAGAGCUGCGAGACGACCUUCACUGAAAGGAAGAACUUGACUAUUGACUGCCCCGACCACUCGGAGUCUAAACUUGUGGAGUACACGGAGAACGACGUGACCAUUCAGACUGUCUCCUACGAGGUGGAGGAGGAGGAAUUUCACGACUGUGAGAGUGACUGCUCGAGUGACAGCGACAGCGAGGACAACUUUAUCAUGAUCCCUCCGCGCGACCACCUGGGCCUGGCCAUCUUCUCCAUGCUCUGCUGCUUCUGGCCCCUGGGCAUCGUAGCCUUCUACUUCUCACAGGGGACCAGCAAGGCCAUUGCCAAAGGGGACUACCAGCGGGCUACCUCGGCAUCGCGAAGGGCUCUCUUCCUGGCCGCCCUCUCCAUCACCAUCGGCACGGGCAUUUACGUUGGGGUGAUCGUGGCUCUCAUUGCUUACCUGUCCAAGCCGGGUCACGUAUAGCGUGGAACCGCCGACCCGCUCGGUGCGAUGAUCCUCGAGAGACUCUUCUUCACCCGUUUGAUUAUCCAAUGUCCACUGCCCCUGUCCAUUGAAGUAAAUUGUGUGUGUUAUCCAUUGUCUGGCCAUUCUGGGAGUGAGGUGCGGACGGUGGGGCCCACCUGGCGAGGGGGAGCUUGCUCUCAUAACCCCGCGCGGGGGGGGGAGCUUUGAGCGGCCAGGGGGGGGCGGCCUUGAGUGACCAGAAGGGGAGCCAGAGAGUCCACUGGCUGCACUUUGACCCCUUGACCGGUAGCAGCCAUGGGAGCCACCCUGGCAGAGGAGAGACACUUGACUAUGGGGGAGACUAUGGAAGAGAGAACUAGCCUUCCGGUUAAUCUACCACAGGGGGGCGGUGGUUCCGGAGUGUGAUGGCCUUGCCUUGUCCCGUUCUACUGAUAGCCUGAAGGGGGAUAAUGGCGGAAAGAGGAGAUGUGGGAAUGAACUGUGGAGGAUGUAAAGUGAGCAGGGGGUUACAACUCUUAUACAAAUAUAACUAAACUGGUCCAGGGCAAGCGUGAACAAGCCAAUGAUAUGCAAAUUGCCAGUUCGCUGUUGCUUAGCAAGCUUUGCCCUGGGUCACCGUCCCCCAGUGAGCCAAUCAUGCCAUAAUUAGCUGCUCGAGUCGAUGUUACUGUAGCUGAGUCAUAAAGGCUACUUUGUUUGAACAAGCUAGAUCCAUUUUACUAAACGGUGUUCGAAAGAAAAGGGCCCAUGUCCCUCCAUAAACCUACAAUCACCAUGUUUUAUUUUUGGAGAGUCGAGGACCUUCUGAAAAUUAAAUGUGACUUUUGUGAUAGAUUUUUUUUUAAUUGAUUUAAUCUCCAACUAAUAUCGCUUUCCCAGGCCUAUUACCAGCCCAGAUGUCAGACACGCAGAUGUGACAAGCUAAAAUACAACAACAAAAAGUGACCUUGGUCUAACUACUGACGAAUAUAUUUUUUUUUUAACCAUUAACUUCCUACUUGGUAUUUGCA